Messenger RNA from Parascedosporium putredinis, 477 nucleotides. NCBI's taxonomy places the organism in Eukaryota, Fungi, Ascomycota, Sordariomycetes, Microascales, Microascaceae. The record is from the annotation of a GenBank genome assembly.
AUGUCACCCUCCUCCACAGCUUAUAUCCCCAUGGACGGCUACCAUUUCACCCGUGCCCAGCUUUCUGCCAUGCCCGAUCCCGCUACGGCCCAUGCACGGCGUGGGGCCGCCUUUACCUUUGAUGCUUAUGCCUUCCUUUCCUUGAUCCGCUCGCUCCGGGAACCCGUGACCCCAGGAUCCCCUUCCAUCUACGCGCCGAGCUUCGAUCACGCCGUCAAGGACCCCAAACCCGACGACAUUGAAAUCCUGCCUAGCCACCGGGUGGUUGUGGUCGAAGGUAAUUAUCUAGCCCUGGAUGAGGACGUAUGGCGGGAUGCCGCUGGGUUAUUUGAUGAGCUUUGGUUUGUCGACGUAGACUUCGACGUCGCGAAACGAAGGCUUAUAGUCAGGCAUCUAGCUGCAGGGCUUGCGGAGAAUGAAGAGGCGGCGGAGCGUCGGGCAGCAGAAAAUGAUUUAGUAAACGCCCUCGGGGAAUAG